Messenger RNA from Cavenderia fasciculata, 1206 nucleotides. RefSeq lists its product as uncharacterized. The record is from RefSeq and is a predicted model, not a curated record. Lineage: Eukaryota; Evosea; Eumycetozoa; Acytosteliales; Cavenderiaceae. The transcript has 4 exons. The coding region runs from base 1 to 1206 and encodes 401 amino acids.
AUGGAAGAUAUCAUUCAAAAGUCAAAGGAAGCCAUCAAGGCAUUAUUAUCAGCAAAGAAGGAUGAAUCAGCCGAUCAAUUUCCAUUACCAAAUUCAUUAUAUACUGGCAAGGUUGAAGUUUGUAUCUUUGUAGACAAUAACGAAGACGAUAAGAAAAAGUUGGAAUCUACUUUGGAAGAGAAUGCAGAGUUUAAAUCGACUGUCUUGUCACUCAAAUCAAUUAAAGAAUCUGCCAAGCAAUACGAAGACAAACGUAAAUUAAGAGACUCUCACGAUAUUUUCAUUGGUGACAAGGCCAUCAAGACUGCUCUCUACGAUAUUUUAGGAAAAACCUUUUUCAAGCAAGGUACCAAAAACCCAAGAAUGGUAAACACAAAGAAAAAGGUACAAAAAGUUUUAAAUAUUCACAAGACCACUUCAGCCAAGAUUGGACAAGCAAAUUACAGUGUCAAGUUUGGUGGAUCACAACAUACAUUGGAACAAAUGAUUGAAAAUUUACAAGCCGUCUUAAAGACUAUCACCGGUGGUCAAGACGGAAAGGGAAUGGGUGGUGUUUCACAACUCAGCAUCAAGAACCAAAACUCUCCAUCUUUCCCAAUCUACCUCACCCAAACAAAGGCUGUCAAGGAUGCCAUCAUUUCAAAUGCCACCAAGGACAAAAAGGCUGCUGUUGUCGCUGCCGCCGCCGCCGAACCAGUAGAAAAGGUUGUAAAGAAACAAAAGAAUGAUACUGAUAAAAAGACUGUCGUUUCAACUGAUAAGAAGCCAGCUGCUGCUGCAAAGCAAGUUGCUGCUGCUCCAGCUGAAAAGAAAUCAACCACUCCAACAAAGGCUGCUGCUGAAAAGAAGCCAGUUGCUGCUGCCAAGCAAGCUACUGCUGCUGCUCCAGCUGAAAAGAAAUCAACCACCCCAACAAAGGCUGCUGAAAAGAAGCCAGCUGUUGCUGAAAAGAAACCAGUUGUCGCUGCUGAAAAGAAGCCAGUUGCUGUUGUUGCUGAAAAGAAAUCAACUACUCCAACAAAGACUGCUGCUCCAACCAAGAAGUCAGCUCCAGCUCCAGUCGCCGCUGCCACCGAAUCAUCCCCAGCCCCAACCAAAAAGACCACCACCACUGCCGCCCCAACCAAGAAAUCCACAGAAUCAACACCUAAAAAGCCAUCGGCUGCUCCAGCCAAAAAAGGUGUAAAGAGAUCAUUAGAUCAAUAA